Molecule: messenger RNA, 5203 nt
Organism: Sebastes umbrosus (honeycomb rockfish)
Lineage: Eukaryota; Metazoa; Chordata; Actinopteri; Perciformes; Sebastidae
Gene: znf384a
Product: zinc finger protein 384 a
Exons: 10
Coding region: 694-2637 (647 amino acids)
Biological process (GO): regulation of transcription by RNA polymerase II; central nervous system development
Cellular component (GO): nucleus; chromosome
Molecular function (GO): RNA polymerase II cis-regulatory region sequence-specific DNA binding; chromatin insulator sequence binding; DNA-binding transcription factor activity, RNA polymerase II-specific
Source: RefSeq, a predicted model, not a curated record
UAAUGAAAAGAUAUACAGUAGUCUUUUAAACAGUCAGUGUUGUCUUCAACAAACCAUGUGCACUCUUAGAAAGGAUGUUCUUUUUCAACACAUACUCUACUAGCAUCCUGGUUGGGAAGAUCACGCCUCUGUGUUACUCUUCCAGGGAAUAAAUAGAAUAUUUUGACACAGCAUUGGGUUGCACUGCAAAACUCAUUCACACUGAUAAAGCAACCACUCUAAGAUUGUGUAAUUUGUUAAUAGCAAUGCAAACUGUGUAAGAGACUAGUGAGGAAGUGCAUGGGCUGUGUUACAUUAUCAAAAGCCUCAAAGACUGAUUAUCAUUAGUGUUUUCUCAACUCUUGCCUCUUCUGUCCUCCUGUAGAUUUGUUUUUAUUUUUUAUGUCCAUCCCCCCCGGGAUUGAACAUCUUUGCCUGAUCCCUUUCACAUCCUCUUCUCUGUAAAUCUGAUCAAAUACUGAUAAAUACAAACCCAAAAGCAUUUUCCCUUCAACCAGUCAGUUGUGUAACAGCUAUCUUACACUUCUGGACUGGGAUCCACUAACAAACAAUGGUUGCAAUGCCUUGCAAAGUGGCUCAUUUAGAAGUCACGUUAACCAGCUGCGACUGAAAUGCAGCAACUCACUGAUCCUGAAACUUGUUCAGUGCGUCCUGCGAUGGAGGAGAGGAUACGUGGAAAGGAACCAAACUAAGAUGAUUGAAACGCGGCCACGCAUGGUGUCGUUUCACAUGAAAGUAAAAAGAAGCAUAAUAAGAAGGAGGAAGAGGAGGAGGACAGGUGUAUUUCUAAGUGUGUUGCUUUUUAAUUACAGAAAUAAUGGACGAUUCCCAUUUCAACUCAUCAUACUUUUGGUCUCCCGUCCCCACUGUACAAGGACAGAUCGAGAACGCCAUGUUCCUGAACAAGGCAAAGGAGCAGCUGGGUCCAGAGAAGGCCAAUGCUCCCUCCUUCUCUCACGCCUCUGCGUCUUCCACCUCCUCCCCCCACUACCACACGGCCGUGCUCGCCAUCCCCGGCUCAGUGGACGGAGGGCCCGGGGUUCGGUUGGUCCCCAAACAGGAAGGAGGUGGGUGUACAGCAGGAGGAGGCGGCGGCGGCGGCAUGAGUGUGCUCGGGGGACACCUGCACCAGUCGCACACCACCCAGAACAUCACCGUCGUGCCUGUUCCCUCUACAGGUAUCAUGACUGCGGCCAGAUCACAGUUUCUCUUUUCCUCUUAGCGGGGUUAGUGAUCACCACCCCUCAAGGCACACUGGUCCCCACGGCCUCCACGCAGUCAUUUGUAGCUGGACACCCCACUGCCACCACCAUGAUAGUAUCCGCAGUGCACCCCUCACUUACAGACAAGAAGGAGGACAUUUCUGGCCCUCCUGCAGUUGUCAUGCCGAUGCCAUCAAAGCGAGGCAGGAAAAGCAAACAGAUGAUGGGCAGAGUGGCUGGAGUGGGUGGGGUCCUCCCUCCAGGAAGUGAUGCAUUAAUACUGGCACACCUCGCCGCUGGUGGACAGCACCACAGUGCUGACCCAUAUGACCUGUCAAAUGAUGAGGAUGAUCACACCAACAAAGAUGGCCCCAAAUCCUACAGGUGUCGGAUGUGUGCAGUGACAUUCUUCAGCAAGUCAGACAUGCAGAUCCACGCCAAGUCCCACACGGAGGCCAAGCCCCACAAGUGUCCCCACUGCUCCAAGUCGUUUGCCAACUCCAGCUACCUGUCCCAGCACAUCCGCAUCCACAGCGGGGCCAAGCCCUACACCUGCACCUACUGCCAGAAAACAUUCAGGCAGCUCAGUCACCUACAGCAGCACACACGAAACCACACGGAAUCCAAGCCCCACAAGUGUCCCCACUGCUCCAAGUCGUUUGCCAACUCCAGCUACCUGUCCCAGCACAUCCGCAUCCACACCGGGGCCAAGCCCUACGCCUGCUCCUACUGCCAGAAAACAUUCAGGCAGCUCAGUCACCUACAGCAGCACACACGGAUUCACACCGGCGACCGACCGUACAAGUGUAACCAUCCUGGCUGUGAAAAAGCUUUCACUCAGUUGUCCAACCUACAGUCUCACCGUCGGCAGCACAACAAAGACAAGCCGUACAAGUGCCACAACUGUAACCGUGGUUACACGGAUGCUGCCAGCCUGGAGGUGCACCUGUCCACACACACCGUCAAACAUGCCAAGCUGUUCUCCUGUGGCCUCUGUAACCGAUCCUAUACCUCGGAGACAUAUCUAAUGAAACACAUGCGGAAGCACAACCCCGACCCGCUGACAGUGGCAGCAACAGUAGCUGCUCAGCAGGCCCAGGGCCUCAUGCCAGGCGGAGGCAGGGGCCGAGGCCGCGGGCGAGGGAGAGGCGCUGGUGGAGGAGGCGCGAACAGAGCGGGCCAGCUCCAAAACCAGAACAACCCUAACAACAACACCCAGAACUCUAACCCCGGACCACCAGGCGUCUACCAGCCAAACCAGCAGCCCAAUGAAGCUGUGGUUCAGUGCCCGUUUGACCUGCACCAGUACAAGACAGUGUCAGCCAGCGAGAUCCAGUACAAACCAGUCACUGUGGCGGACCUGCCAGUGGUCCACAAAGACCUCUGCCUCACCGUCUCCACCUCGGCCAUACAGGUGGAGCACAUGAACUCAUAGGCUGCGUCUUCCCACUCUGUUCGAGGACUUAACUCUUUGUUUCUGCAGUGUAAAAAGGUCCAUAUAAACAAGUCAUUUAACUGUAGUCAGUAUUACAGUCUUCUUAAGCAAGAACAAAUGGCUCAUAGGGUGGAACAUUUUAACCAUUCGUAAGGUAGUGGACGAAGGUACAAGUCAAAUUUAUUUCACCCAAUGCCAGUUUUUUUCCUUCAUUUUAAGAAGCUAUAAUGCCGAGUACAGCGUUAAAUUACUUGUUAGAACACAGAUAUUUUACAAUGUGCUUCUCGAUUCCUGAGCCCACUUGUGUCAAGUAUCUCUCAGUAGAAAUUCUGGUCUUGGACAUUGAUAUAAGUAGAUUAUUCUUCAGUCCGGAGCCACAAUCCUCCAGUUUAACCAAAACCUAAUCUGAGAUCUCUUUUGGCUUUUAUAUCAUUAUGAUUGAGUUGGUGAUUAUUUCCAGAUCUGGAUUUCUUAAAAGCAUGUUUAGUCUAAUUUCACCUUUUUUUUCAACUGAGUCAAAGGACCAGUUAUCAAUUUACCUGCUUUGUAAAACACACUUAAUACACUGAUCCAAAACCAGCAGUCCACAUCUGAGAAUCUUGAUAAAAGAGGCUCACUGGUGCCCCCUUCUCUUUUUUAUUGCAUUGUUUGCAAUAGGCACCAUUGGAGGAUGAAGAUGUAAAAUAUCUGUAAAAUAGAAAAUACACCACUCUCUGCACUUUCAUUUAUGGUCCAGAGAAUGGUGUAAUUUUUUAACACAUUCAGAUCACAUUAAUCUGAACAUUCUCCAUCAUUUAGUUCAAGCCAAAACAAGGGAGAGAAACAAGACGAAGAACCAGCGAUGAAAGACCGAAGGGAAGAACUAAGUAAACAAGCUUGGAUGGCUUCUGAGUGACACCUCUGACGACAGGUUGGGAUCAGAAAGGCUGAACUGGAGCCUGAGAAAAGACCACAAAAGAAGAAUGAAUGAGCUGUAUUAUUGGAUUAGGCUAAAAAACCUGCGGCUGAAUCUCAAAAAUGUUCACAAACCAUGAUGUCCUUAUUUACGCUCACGGUUCCUCAGACAGCGAGGAGUUGAGGAGCCAUUUUAUUUGUCGGAGCCCAAAGUAUUGAACAAAAGAGACGGAGCGGUUCAAGAAUGCACUUAUAGUGAGGAAUCUGCAGCAGAGGGAGAUGGAAACAUGAGAGAGAGAAAAGGGGGUUUGGUGGGGUGGGAGGGGUCAUAACGAAAGCACUUGAUGAAGCUUGUACUUCAUGUCUAUGUUCGUCAUUAUUGUACUUUUGUUUUAUAUAUAUCAUAUGUAUGUAUUUUUCUACCAACAGAAGAACGUGUGAACAAACUCGGAGAGAAAGCAAAGUGAUGCAUGAAUGUGAAGGGAACAGAGAGAAAAGUCCUAACAAAACGUUUUUGUCCCAUUUUUUUGUUUGUUUUCAUAUUCCAAGAAAGACAGUUUACUCUUCUCCAAUAGUAGUAAAGACAGCCCGACUCAUCAUACUCAGUUGUUGGGGUAAUAAUGAUUGUUUGAUGAAAAUGGCUGACAGGUACUGUUAUCAAUCUUUUUUUAAAGAACUUUUCAUACAUAUUAUUACUACUUUCAUUAUAACUAUUGCAAAUGUUAUCCACAUAAUUAUCAAUCUGAGGCAUUAUUGUAUUGCAGUAUGCUGUACAUAAAAUAGAUAGAAAAGACUUUUUUCAUUUGUAAAAGGGAAGUAUGUCCUGUGUAAAGCAUAUAUGGAAACUAAAGGAACUCAGAUUAACAAGUACCAAAUCAUUGGCUGUGUCCCAGGUCACCUUAAGUGCUGAUGCUCAGCAAAUGUCUGCAAAAGAAUGAUCUGAGAAGUUUGGGGAUUGCCCAAAAAGUUGGUUAAACUAUGCGGAAAUAUUUGUUCUCUUUCUGUAAUGUAUGACUACACAACAUUUCCCUGCAGUUUGAACCACGCUCGCCCAUUGCACAUGUUGAUAUUCAUUCUAAUUAUGAUGUAACCUGAAAUGGUUUCACCUAGUUAACUGUACGUUAAAUUAGCAGGAAUCAUUAACAGGGACUGUUAUUAGGCUUAUUAGACGAGUUGGUUGUGGCACUGCAACCGGAAAACCAAUUUUUAACAUUGAUCACCCAUGAAAAGUCCUUCAUUAACACUUUAACAAAUGAUCUGAGAUGAUCUUAACUAUUAAAUAAUAUAAAACAAGGCUUGUUGACCUGGGACACUGCUGCCAUGUUUUUGUGCACAAGCUAUCUCAACCCAAUCAAAAUGUUCGAGCAGCCUGUAAGUGGCUGCUUGUCCUCAUGUAUACUCCUCCUUGUAUUUCAUUGUCUUUUUAUGAAAAAUAACAGAUUCUCAAUAUUCCUGUUAACGUUAUUACUGAUGCUCCUGAUAAUAGUACAGUUAUUAACUGCCCUCUUUAUGCUACACUCUUGCAUACUGUAUGCACAGUUACACCUCUUGCUCAUCUGAACAGACUGUUUCUUCCCUUAAGGAGAAUAAAGUUCGAAAACCGUUUAUGAUGAAAAAAAAACAAUGUAAUUGUCUGAUUUAUUGUAUUAAAAUCCAGACUGUGUCGAACUGA